GAAUGUAUGGGACAAGAUACUUACAUCGCUAUCGGAGCUUCCAAUAGCUCCGAAGCUAUCGACUACUGGACUGAUCUUCUCAUCAAUCAGUACGAAUGUACGCCUCAGGGAUUGAAGCUGAAAAUGGACAACUUCUCCUGUUAUGAGAACUGCCGCAAUGAUCAUUCAUCUGAAAUUGAUAGCUGUCAUUCAGCUCUCGGCAAGAACAUAAAUAGUGGAAUGGAUCUGUGCUUAGCUUUACAAACAAAUGCCAAUUGCAACUCUGAUAUUCAACGCAAGUGCUGUGGAUACAAUGCUUCUGUUCUUGCCUGCAACAUUGAAGUCGCAGCUAGCCGAGCAUCCAGUCCAAUCUGUUCCGAAAUGGGAAAAGUAUCUUGCCCAGUAGCCAAGUAG
Molecule: messenger RNA, 393 nt
Organism: Auanema sp. JU1783
Lineage: Eukaryota; Metazoa; Nematoda; Chromadorea; Rhabditida; Rhabditidae
Source: the annotation of a GenBank genome assembly